AUCGUUGUCGUACCACUUAUCGUGAAAGGGAUUUAUCCGCUCCUGUACAAGCUUCGCAUACCUUUUAGGUUGAUUAUAUAAAUAUUUACAGCUUUUUUGCUCAUCAGCUUAGGUAUGGCGUACGCGGUAGAAGUCCAAAAAUUUAUCUACUCCUCCAGCCUAUGCUACGAGGCGCUACUUGCGUGCCUGGACUUAGCCGGAGGCAUCAUCUCGAACAAUGUGAACGCGCUCGUUCACUUCAUACUUAGAUUUGGUAAGAUCUCCGGCUUUGCGUUCGUAACAGAGAACUAGUACUCGGAAGCUCUAAUUAACAUAAAAGUUCUUGUUCAGUUAAUGAUGCAAGUGACGUCCGCUGUGGGAGUCUUAGGUAUAAUUAUGUCGCCGCUUACCAUCGAUUCCAGUCUUGUUCUGAUGUACUCUAUACUAGUAGGAGCAUUAGUCAUAUCUUCAGUCUUAUUCUUGCUGGCUUUUCGCGGCUACGAAACCAAGGGAAAGAUCAGGUUAGAAGAUUAGACAGGGUAGGAAGAGUGUCAACAUUC
Molecule: messenger RNA, 539 nt
Organism: Aplosporella prunicola CBS 121167
Lineage: Eukaryota; Fungi; Ascomycota; Dothideomycetes; Botryosphaeriales; Aplosporellaceae
Exons: 2
Coding region: 334-513 (59 amino acids)
Source: RefSeq, a predicted model, not a curated record